CUGAGUUUAAGGAAUAACUUUAUUAGUUCAUAAGUAGAUAGUAGAAUAACAUGUCAAAGCGUGUUAAAAGUAAAGAAUUUAUAUCUGAUGAUUCUGACUCGGAUGUCGAACAGUCCAAGAAAAAAAACAAGAAAGAGAAGACAGCUAAAAAAGAAGAUAAUGCUUCACAUGGCGACGACGACGCCAGCAGCUGGGAUCUUGGCAAGAAAAAGAAAGUUUCGAUCAGUGAAUAUAAAGGGCAAACGUAUAUAAACAUUCGAGAAUACUAUGAAGCUGACGGAGAAUUAAAGCCGGGUAGAAAAGGUAUAGCAUUGAAUUUAAGCCAGUGGGAUGAACUCACCAAGGUGGUGGACAAAAUCAACAAGAAAAUUAAGAAGUAACAACAUGUGGAGGAAUCCUAACUAUUCGUACAGAGAUUUGUAACAGUCCCGGUAUCGUUUGUUGAAGUUCAGUCACACAUUUUUUUGUUUUUGUUGUUGUUUUUCUUUUCUUUAUUGAUGUAAAUAAACUGACGUUUUUAUCAACAUAAAAA
Hydractinia symbiolongicarpus is the source of this 532-nucleotide messenger RNA. Its product is annotated as activated RNA polymerase II transcriptional coactivator p15-like. Gene Ontology annotation, biological process: positive regulation of transcription initiation by RNA polymerase II. Gene Ontology annotation, molecular function: DNA binding; transcription coactivator activity. Bases 51 to 380 code for a protein of 109 amino acids. NCBI's taxonomy places the organism in Eukaryota, Metazoa, Cnidaria, Hydrozoa, Anthoathecata, Hydractiniidae. The transcript is spliced from 5 exons. The record is from RefSeq and is a predicted model, not a curated record.